Messenger RNA from Callorhinchus milii (elephant shark), 2488 nucleotides. Its product is annotated as chromodomain Y like 2. Bases 1 to 1782 code for a protein of 593 amino acids. The record is from RefSeq and is a predicted model, not a curated record. Gene Ontology annotation, molecular function: transcription corepressor activity. Gene Ontology annotation, cellular component: nucleus. The transcript has 9 exons. NCBI's taxonomy places the organism in Eukaryota, Metazoa, Chordata, Chondrichthyes, Chimaeriformes, Callorhinchidae.
AUGGGGCUGCCCAUUGUGUACAAGGCACUAGACAAAUUCCUGCGUAUUGCACGAAAGAGUCUGCAUAUCACCUGCUGCCACAGAACCAUUCUCGCCAGGUGUCUGUGGUUGAACCGGGAAACCAAAGAGGAGGAGGAGCACGCAUUUUUAUCGCGAGCUGUACGUCAAAAACUCUCAAACGUUGCUGCUGGCAUUAAUGGCCGCUGUGCUUGCCAAGUCGAGAGGAUAGUGGACAAAAGGAAAAAUAAAAAGGGGAAAUGGGAAUACCUUAUUCGAUGGAAAGGCUAUGGAAGUAAUGAAGAUACGUGGGAACCAGAGCACCACCUCCUUCACUGCGAGGAAUUUAUCGAUGAGUUCAACGGGCUGAAUGUGGCUCAAAAGCGGACUAAAUCAGGGAAACGGGGCAGUAGCCCGAGGCAGGUCUUGCGAGACAAUCAUGGGACGUCUGCAAUCAGGGCUUACGAGGCCACGAAGGGCAAAGGGGGAGGCUUGCGGAGAAAGAGGACUAUCGCUCAUCAAAAGCAAAAGCGAGGCGCGGUGGGCAGAGAAAGCAAGCCCGGCCACGGGGACCCAAAGAAAAUUAUCGCUACUAAAACCGUGCAUUACAGAACCACGGCAAGUGGAGUGCAGAUUAUGCCUUACAAGAAGACUGUGAACUCCUUUCAGAAUGGCGACGUGAAACACAAGAACGCAUUGCAGUUCGACAGCACUACAAGGCAACAGAGAAUGAACCUGGACUUUGAGGACGAAGACUUUGUAGACGGGAUGGCAAUGGCUGAACCGCCUUUAGUGAAUGGAAUAGGCACUUCAAAUGGACAAGCCAACCACUCGUGCUCUGCAAAGAGAAAACUCACGGAGGACAAAGAGGACUAUGUGUUUGAUAAGAGAUUGAGAUGUAGCGUGCGACAAAACGAAAGUAACUACCGAUUUAGGGACAUUGUGGUUAGGAAACAGGAUGGUUUUACGCAUAUAUUACUCUCCAGCCAGACGUCUGAUAAUAAUUCCUUAACACCAGAGAUUAUGAAGGAGGUUCGGAGAGCACUGAGCAACGCUGCAGCUGAUGACAGCAAGCUCCUCUUGCUCAGCGCGGUGGGAAGUGUGUUCUGCGGGGGCCUGGACUAUUCCUACUUAAUUGGCCGUUUGUCGAACGACAGACGGAAAGAGAGCACUCGGAUUGCAGAUUCAAUAAGGGAUUUUGUGAACGCGUUCAUUCAGUUUAAGAAACCCAUUGUGGUGGCGGUGAACGGGCCGGCCAUGGGGCUUGGUGCCUCUAUCCUGCCGCUCUGCGACAUUGUGUGGGCGAGCGAGAAAGCCUGGUUCCAAACACCAUACGCCACCGUAAGGCUAACGCCAGCCGGCUGCUCGUCUUACACCUUCCCACAGAUCAUGGGAGUUGCGCUGGCAAAUGAGAUGCUCUUUUGUGGGCGAAAGUUGACCGCACAGGAAGCGUGCAGCAGAGGGCUGGUAUCUCAGGUCUUCUGGCCGACGACAUUCAGUCAAGAAGUCAUGUUGCGGGUGAAGGAGAUGGCCAUGUGCAGUGCUAUGGCGCUGACUCACGCUGGGGACGGUCCUGCGGUCGGUGACAGCCCACCAGUGCCUCACUCAAGCGGCCCUUUUCAUUGUGUCCUGGAAGAAUCCAAGUGUCUGGUUCGCAGUUUUCUUAAGUCCACCCUGGAGCAGGUGAACGAGCGGGAAUGUCAGAUGCUCAAACAGCUGUGGAGUUCCUCCAAGGGACUGGAUUCUUUGUUCAGCUACUUGCAGGAAAAGAUCUACGAGGUAUGAAGCUGCCAGGAGAUCCAAGCUGCAGCCCAUUGUUCCGUCCGGUGUCCGUGGAAGGAGCCAAGUGAGAGCCGGGACGGAUUUGAGGAGUCCGGGGUCUCAGCGCUGCGAAGAGCGGCUAUGAACCGACCGGCAAAAACGUGUCCUGUAAUUCUAAGACCGAGCGGAUCCGUUGAUCGCGACCGAACGUGUGCAUGUUGGCGAACGCUCCCACCUUCUGCAUCAACGUCCGAACCCUUUAGGUGAUUGUUUUAAUCGAUGCCGUGUUUAGCAGUUGCAUUACUUCCUCGGAUCCAAAGCCGAGCGACGUUAAGUUUUCGUCCAGUUCUUUUUCUCUCUUUCCGCAGAAACGCUUAAGCCCUCGCGAGCACAAAAGCUCGCGCUGUAGAUACGAGUUUCCCUAAACCCUUUGCAGCGCAAAAACCAGGAACAAUGGCUGUACAACCAACUACAUCGAGGUUGUACGUCAGAACUCGAUUGGUUAUCCAUUCACCUGGCGGGGAAGAAUAAUGGAAGGUUGCAUUGGAAGAUUCACUCACGUAUAUUUUACAGCGGUCACCUGAGUUGUCAGAAGUGCGUACCCCCCACCCCACCCCCAAAGAAAAAGUUUCAAAAGUUGCGAAGUUUGAUAACUUUUUAAGAGAAAAAAAUAUACAUAUAGUAAAUUCUUUUUCAGAGUUCUUAACUCUCUCAAUAGAAAAUGACUCGA